AGGUUUGUCGUCAGCUGCUUCCUAACAGCUGUUUGUCACCUGACUCAGUUUCUUCACGGAUUUUGUCUCACACGCGGAUAUUUGAGCAUUUUGCGCCACCUUGUGUGUGAGCUGCUCCCUCUGCUGAGCCAACAUACAUCUUUGUCACAAAAUGGUGUCACUGAUUUACAGUCUACGACACCACACAGACGAGGUGAGCUGCUGCGCCUUCUCUCCGUCUCUACUCGCCACCGGCUCAAUCGAUAAAACCCUGCGCGUUUAUAACACCGCAGACUUUUCGGAGCUUCCCUUCUCUCCUCUAUUGGGCCAUGGCUACGGGGUUCACAGCUGCUGCUUCAGUUCCUGUGGCAGCUACCUGCUCAGCUGCUCCACAGACGGAUCCACCAUCGUGUGGAGCUCGGAGACAGGUGAGAAGUCCGCGGUGCUGCAGCAUCCGGGCCGCAGUCCGCUUCGAGUGUGCGCACUGUCGCCUGACUCCUCCCUGCUGCUGGCCGGGGCCUGUGAUGGCACCGUGGCCCUCUGGGACCUCCCCUCUAAGACAAUACGCAGAUGCAGUGCAGUGAGCGAGGCCAGUAUAGUGGCUUGCUGUUUCUCUCCCUGUGGCCAGAUGUUUGUGACCGGCUGCACCUAUGGAGACCUCAAACUUUGGGACGCGGACAUUAGUCUCCUGCAUGCUGAGAAGGACGCCCACGACCUGGGCGUCACCUGCUGCAAAUUCGCACCUCAGUUCAAAGUUGAUGGCUGUUGCGUGGAGUUUCGACUGGCCUCCUGCGGACAGGACAGCCAACUGAAAAUAUGGAUUGUUUCCCAGCGUGAAGGAGCAGCAUGUGUCGUGAAGCUGCUUCACGCUCUUACCAGCCAGUCGGCUCCAGUUCUGUCUUGUGCCUUCUCCUUUGAUGGAGAGCUAGUUGUUUCAGGCAGCACUAAUAAACACCUCCUCUUAUAUGACGCGAGCCGAGGAACCCUGCUCCAUACUUUGACACAGCACGACAGGUAUGUGACUGCCGUUGCCCUGUCCCCCACCAUGCCGUGGAUUGCAACCGGCUCCAUGGACAGAACAGUGAACGUGUGGAGAAUAGGAGAUGGAGAUAUUGGAGCUGCAGCUGAGUCAAGGCAGGCAGUGUGCCAAGGAAGGAAGUUGCCGGGUCACUCCAGGCUGCUGCUAGCUGAUUGGUCAGAGGAGGAUGUGCAGACUUGGCUGUGUGAGGAAGGACUGGAGGAGCUCAUCAGCGUCUUUAAAGUCAACAACAUGGACGGACCAGAGCUCAGCCAGCUGGACAAGGAAACAUCGGCCGAGCUGGGAAUCGACUCUGUGGGCCUCCGCGGUCGUCUCCUGAGGAAAAUUGAGGCCCUGAAGGCAGAGGAGAGCGGUUCAGAGACCCCUGAUGAAUUUCUAUGCCCAAUCACCAGAGAGCUGAUGAAGGAGCCGGUCAUUGCCGCAGAUGGAUAUUCUUACGAGCGCGAAUCCAUCGAGAGCUGGAUCAGAGGCAAGACCAAAACCAGUCCCAUGACAAACCUGCCCCUACAGACCACACUCCUCACCCCCAACAGAUCCCUGAAGAUGGCGAUAGCACGGUGGAAGUCCAGCAGCUCAUUUUAGCCUCAUAUUUUCAGAAUCACACUAAACAGGUACUUCAUCAUUAAACUGUAGCUGCUCAUCUGAUACCAAGUGCUCUUAUUAUCAGUAAAAGUAAUUUCCAAUAAAGUUCUGUUCAGGGUCCCAGUCAGUAUCACAUCUGACAAG
Molecule: messenger RNA, 1744 nt
Organism: Scomber scombrus (Atlantic mackerel)
Lineage: Eukaryota; Metazoa; Chordata; Actinopteri; Scombriformes; Scombridae
Product: WD repeat, SAM and U-box domain-containing protein 1-like
Exons: 12
Coding region: 152-1600 (482 amino acids)
Biological process (GO): protein ubiquitination
Molecular function (GO): ubiquitin-protein transferase activity; protein binding
Source: RefSeq, a predicted model, not a curated record